AUGAAGCUGAAUUGGUUGUCGAUUGGCCUCUUGGCCGCCCUAUCCCAGGAUGCCGGUGCAUUGCAAAUAAAGCGUGAAGCACCUCGGGAUAAGCUUCAAUAUGGUGUCCACUACUUCGAUCAGAAGAUCAACCACUUCCCCGGCAAUGAGGUGUUCUCCAAGUCCAAUCUGAGCCACGGUACCUUCAAGCAGCGAUAUUACUUUGACAGCUCUUACUAUAAGCCUGGCGGGCCUGUCUACUUGUACAUCUCAGGAGAGACUAGCGGUCCGAGCAGAUUCUCAAAUCUACAGACUGGAAUUAUUCAAAUUUUGAUGCAAGCUACAAAUGGCUUAGGUGUCAUUCUUGAGAAUCGUUACUAUGGAGCUUCUUACCCCUUCAAGACCAGCACCACGGAUGAGCUACUCUUCCUCACUACAAACCAAACCAUAGCUGACAACGCCCACUUCGCUCAGAAUGCUGUGUUCCCCGGUGUUAAUGGAAGCCUCACCGCACCUAACACGCCAUGGAUAGUGUACGGUGGUAGCUUGGCAGGAGCGCAGACGGCUGCAUCGAUUAAGGUGUACGGAGACAUCCUCUACGGCGGAAUUGCCGCUUCAGCUCCGAUUAAGGUGAAUGUGGGCUAUCCUGAAUGGUAUAACCCUAUCCAGAAAUACGCUCCUCAGGAUUGUGUCACGCGAAUUAAUAAGAUCGUGGACAAGUUUGACUUCCUUGUGGCCAAGAACCAUACCAAGGCAAUCGAGCAGUUCAAGGCUCUCUUCGGUCUCGAAUCUCUAACGGACCACCGAGACUUUGCAUCAGCUAUUGCAGACCCUAUAGGAAAUCCCGGAUUCUACCACUCAAACACGUGGCAAGAGCUGAAUUGGAAUUCCACUUACGGAUCGAGGGACUUUUUCUACUUCUGCGGCAAUGUUUCUGAUAUCGAUGCCCCGGAAGAGAUCAGUCAACUGGACGAUGUGUUGGCGAACUACACCGAUGGUGAACCCUGGACCGGUCUUGGUAAUUAUGCCAAUUACGUGAAGCGGCAUACCCUCUCACUAUGUCCUUCGGGAGACUAUAAUAGCAACGAUUGCUGGGGAACUCAAAAUGCGUCAGCAUGGGCUAGUAUAGAAAAUACAGCUACACGCUCGUAUCUUUACACAAGCUGUAUAGAACAGGGUGCAUAUAUCGCGGCACCAAAAGAGGGACCGGCUUUAUUGUCUCGAGUGAUAGAUAUCGACUACGAGCAACAAUGGUGCCGCUGGGCAUUUGCUCCGGGGAAAUACAACUCAAUCCCCUCCACUCCGGACGUGGGUGCGUACAACGACUUCGGCGCAUUUAACUUCACAGCCGACCGACUAGCAUUCAUCGACGGGGACCAGGACGUGUGGAACGACCUGUGCUACCACUCUAACUUUGCGCCCGCGCGUACGUCGUCCGACCUACACCCGGAGCUACUCAUCACUGGGGCGGGUCACCAUUGGGACUCGUACGGCAUCCUAGAUGUGGAAGCCGAGCCGCAGUUCAUCCGAGAGGCGCACAAGUGGGAGAUUAAGACGGUGAAGAAGUGGCUUAGAGACUUUGACGACUGGAAACAGUCGAAGAAGCUGUAA
Daldinia childiae is the source of this 1590-nucleotide messenger RNA. Its product is annotated as putative serine protease EDA2. Gene Ontology annotation, molecular function: serine-type exopeptidase activity; dipeptidyl-peptidase activity. Gene Ontology annotation, biological process: proteolysis. Bases 1 to 1590 code for a protein of 529 amino acids. The record is from RefSeq and is a predicted model, not a curated record. NCBI's taxonomy places the organism in Eukaryota, Fungi, Ascomycota, Sordariomycetes, Xylariales, Hypoxylaceae. The transcript has 7 exons.